CACUGGUCGUGUGGGAGGGGUCGACCAAAAAAGAGGAUUUAAGAGCGAUGCGCCCAGAGUGAGAUGUCUUUUAAGCAUCUGGCCACGCAUCGUUUCUGCCACCACCACCACCGCUGCCACCAUCUGACGCUAUCGACAAUAAUGGAAGGUCAAAACGUUGCCAAGCGAUAUGGCCAGGACUAUGCUACACACUUCAAAGCGCGGGAGUAUUUGGACACGUACUACAAUACAACACCGGAGGAUUCCCCCAAGAGAGACUUCUUCCCCGAGCUCCUGCAGUUCCUGCAUUCAACCUUCAACAAUGGCGAGAUCAGAGGUCAGCGCCUCCUGGACGUUGGAUCGGGCCCCACCAUUCACCAGGUGCUGAGCGCGUCCGAGUGGUUCCCCGAGAUCUACCUCUCCGACUAUGCGCAGAGCAACCGGGAAGAGCUGCAGAGCUGGCUCUGUCGCUCCCCCGACGCCUUUGACUGGACGAAGACGAUAGAGUUUGUGUGCCGGCUCGAAGGACACAGAAAAACGGUAGAGGAGAAAUCGGUGCACGUGCGCAAGGCGGUGCGCGCCGUGCUGCCCUGUGACGUCAACCAGGAAGACCCACUGCUCGGGUCCUGGAGCCAAGGCCCCUUUGACUGCAUCAUCUCCACGCUGUGCUUUGAGGCAGCGUGCAGAUCGAUAGGCGAUUUCACGGCAGCACUGGGCCACGUUUGCCGCCUCUUGCGGCCCGGGGGAUGGUUCAUUCUUGCCACGGAGCUGGGCGAGACGUUCUACCACAUGGGCUCCGAGAUCUUCCAUGUGCUGAGCUUGGAUGAGACGGUUAUCCGGCAAGUUGUAGGCGAUGCUGGCCUCAUCAUACAGCAGUUGGAAUUGCAUCUUGCGCCUAAGCCAUCUCCCGAUGAUGUCAACGACCACCAGGCCCUGCUCUUCCUGAGAGCCCAGAAGAAGAUGUGAGAUUCCCGUGCCGGAGUCUAUGGUUAUGUUGGUUUCUUUCACACACACUUGUAAUCUAGACCAGUGGGCCCCACCAUUUUCGACCUACAGAUCAGUAUUUACCCUUGAACAAGAUUCACAGACCACCGGUAAAAUUUGGCAAAAUUAAAUGUACCCUUAAAGUGGCAUGAGAUUUUUUGAUUGAAGAGCCAUAAAAAAUAUGAACUGGAUUUUAAUAUAGUUGUACUUAUUAUAUAUUAAAGGCUUGUGCAAUGGGCGUUAAACAAUAUGGUGCUUUGUAAAAGAAAAUGUAUUUCUGCAAUAGUUCUGCAGACCACUUCCCACUGCCUUGCAGAUGACCAGUGGUCCAUAGAUAGCACGUUGGGAACCAUUGAUCUAUAGUAGUGGCUCUUAACCUGGGGUGCACGCACCUCUGGGCGUGCGAGACAUGGCCAAAUUUGUUUAGAAGGCAAAUGAUCGAAACACAAAUGAAGCAUGAGCACGUAAAUGCAACGUACCUUGUUUCAUCAAACCCUAUGUAUGUAUUAACAUUAUAAAAAAAAUUACGAUUAAGAACCAAAGUGGUGCAAGGCUGCAGCAAAGGUUAAGAAUCCACUGGUCUUAUAGAGUAUCCACUUACAGGCGAGUUAUGUGCAUGAAGCUUUGGUACAGGUUUCUCGAACCUUAGUUGGGAAUAAUAUGAUUUUGUAUGCAUGUUUGUUUUUCUCAGGGUUUAUCUCAGCAAUCUCGUUUUGACGCCGCUAAUAUCCAUCAUUUUAUUGAUUGCUGUUAUAGAUGUGAAUUAUAUUCCUAUUAAAAUGAUAUUGAUUUUGAAAUUGUGUAUCAAUAAAA
This is a messenger RNA of Lethenteron reissneri (Far Eastern brook lamprey), 1776 nucleotides long. RefSeq names its product nicotinamide N-methyltransferase-like. Gene Ontology annotation, molecular function: N-methyltransferase activity. NCBI's taxonomy places the organism in Eukaryota, Metazoa, Chordata, Hyperoartia, Petromyzontiformes, Petromyzontidae. Gene Ontology annotation, cellular component: cytosol. The record is from RefSeq and is a predicted model, not a curated record.